This is a messenger RNA of Triticum urartu, 1247 nucleotides long. The record is from RefSeq and is a predicted model, not a curated record. Lineage: Eukaryota; Viridiplantae; Streptophyta; Magnoliopsida; Poales; Poaceae.
AGAAACGAUGGCAGGCCUGGUUCACCAAAUUGACGGAUACAGAGGAUCCCUGGUUCCCAAAGCGGUUGUUCCCCAUUCUUAAACCUUCCACGACCCUCUCCUCACUUCCGGCCUGCUUCCACUCUUCUCCGUCAGGAUUUCGUUCCAGAAAUCGAAGGAUGAAGAUCAUUCCGGUGGCUUGCUUGGAGGAUAACUAUGCCUACCUGAUCGUUGACGAGAGCACCAAGGCGGCGGCGGCCGUCGACCCGGUGGAGCCGGAGAAGGUGCUGGCGGCGGCCAGCGAGGUCGGCGCCUACAUCGACUGCGUCCUCACCACCCACCACCACUGGGAUCAUGCUGGUGGCAAUGAGAAGAUGAGGCUGCUGGUGCCAGGGAUUAAGGUCUAUGGGGGAUCCAUGGACAAUGUUAAAGGCUGCACUGAUCAGGUGGAAAACGGAACUAAGUUAUCCAUUGGGAAGGAAAUUGAGAUACUGUGCCUACAUACGCCAUGUCAUACAAAAGGUCAUAUUAGCUACUACGUUACUAGCAAAGAGGAGGAAGACCCAGCAGUAUUUACUGGAGACACCUUGUUCAUUGCUGGUUGUGGGAGAUUUUUCGAGGGUACGGCAGAGCAAAUGUACCAGUCCCUUUGUGUUACACUGGGCUCGCUGCCUAAGUCAACUCGUGUUUACUGUGGCCAUGAGUACACUGUAAAGAGCCUACAAUUCAUGCUGACAGUCGAGCCAGAGAAUGAAAAAAUGAAGCAGAAACUGGAAUGGGCUCAAAAGCAGCGUGAGGCAAAUCAACCGACGGUUCCCUCAACUAUAGGAGAUGAGUUUGAGAUAAACACCUUCAUGCGUGUUGAUCUGCCUGAAAUACAGGCAAAAUUUGGUGCCAAGUCGGCAGUUGAAGCGCUGAGGACGGUCAGGAACAUCAAGGAUACCUGGAAAGGUUGAUAAACGCAGCUGCCAUUCAUACUUGUAGGUGGCGUUUACAGCCGUGCGAUGCUUUGAGAGUGGCAACGAGCUACAUACGUGUUAAGAAGGUAAUAUGCCAGUGUUUCCUUUAAGAAAAACAUAAGAGAAAGGAGUCCAGUCUGCUAAUAUGCUUGGGUAGCAAUCAGAAAACAACUGUUGUGGCAUGUUAAUUACUACCGGUAUGUUAUUUCUUGGCAAAACAAAAAUAUAUGUUGGCCUGUGGCAGAAAGUCUUGUGUAUAUCUGAAGUCUGUGAUGGUUUUGGAACUUGCAUACAUUUGAUGAUGAGCAA